CCCGUCCCCACCUCUCUGGACAAGCUCCUGGCCAGCCAUGCUGCUGGGCAGCCUCCUCUUCGCAGUGGCCACCGUGACAAUGGCCCAGCACAAGGGCCAGAAAGUAAGAGGUUACCGCAGGACACACCGGGUCCAGCACGGCCAGUGCAGCUACACGUUCGUGCUGCCUGAGCUCGAGCCCUGCCCACCAGAGCCCGUGCCCUUUGGGGGCUCCAACAGCCUCCAGAGGGACUCGCCGGCCACAGGGCCGCACCUGGGCGGCUGGCGGAGCCAACGGGUGCGGCAGCUGGAGAAAGUUCUGGAGAACAACACCCAGUGGCUACAGAAGCUCGAGAGGUACAUCCAGAGGAACUUGAGGUCGGAGUUGGCGCAGGCCCAGAAGCACAUGGUCCAGAACCAGACAGCCACCGUGUUGGAGCUGGGCACCAACCUCUUGAACCAGACCACCGCCCAGACCCGAAAGCUGACCAGUGUAGAGGCCCAGGUCCUGAACCAGACGUCCCGCAUGCAGGUCCAGCUGCUGGAGACCUCGCUGUCCACCAACAAGCUGGAGAAGCAGCUGCUGCUGCAGGGCCACGAACUCCACCGGCUGCGGGGCCGCAACAGCGCGCUGGAGACGCGGGUGCAUGCCUUGGAGAUUCAGCAACAGGCCGAGCUGGCCAGCCUCCGCGGGGAGAAGGAGCAGCUGCAGCGCCUUCUGGGUCGCCAGAGUGGAGCCCUCGCCGGCCUGGAGCGCACCCUGCGCGCCGCCAGCAGCAACUCCAGUCUCCUCCAGCGCCAGCAUUGGCAGCUGUUGGAGUCCGUGCACCGCCUGGUGCACGUCGUCGCCCAGGCCCCAGCCUCCAUGAAGGCAGGGGAUCUGGAGUUCCAGGACUGUGCAGAGAUCCAGCGCUUCGGGGCCAAUGCCAGUGGCGUCUACACCAUUCACGUGGCCAAUGUGAUGGAGCCCAGGAAGGUGUUCUGUGACAUGGAGACCAGUGGAGGCGGGUGGACCCUCAUCCAACGCCGGGAGAAUGGCAGUGUGAACUUCCAGCGGAAUUGGAAGGACUACAAACAGGGCUUCGGCGACCCCGCUGGGGAACACUGGCUGGGCAACGAGCUAGUGCACCAGCUCACCAGCAGGGCGAACUACUCUCUGCGCGUGGAGCUGCGAGACUGGGAAGGCAAUGAGGCCUACGCCCAGUACGAGCAUUUUCAGCUGGGCAGCGAGGGCCAGCUGUACAGGCUUUCCCUGAACGGGUACAGCGGCUCCGCAGGGCGCCAGAGCAGCCUGGUCCUGCAGGGCACCAACUUCAGCACCCGAGACUCUGACAAUGACAACUGCCUGUGCAAGUGUGCCCAGAUGCUGUCUGGGGGCUGGUGGUUUGACGCCUGCGGCCUCUCCAACCUCAAUGGCAUCUACUACCCGGCCCGCCACAACGUGCGCAAGCUCAACGGGAUCCGCUGGCACUACUUCCGGGGCCCCAGCUACUCGCUGCGAGCCACGCGCAUGAUGGUGCGGCCCUUGGGCGUCUAAGCCAGCAGCCGGGCCUGGACCCAGAUCCAAGACGCAGCGCCAGGGCCUUGUCCUGGGCUCCUGGGACCUCCUGAGCCAGCCCUUCUUGCCCAGAAGGCCGGAGGAGGCACCUACCAGCCUCUCCGAGGAGUCUGCGGGUCCCUACCCCUCUGGUGCCAUGCGCCCAUACCUCCUGUACCUCCUGUCGCCCGCGGGCGGAGUGAGGACCACACACUUGGGAUGAGCUCAGAACAGACUGGCCGCCGCUCCUCCGACAGAUGCAUGAUUAUUGGCGGGGGUCUGUCGGGCAGGCAAGAAGCUGCCAGAUUCUGUCUCUAGAGUCGCCGGGGAGUCCUUCGAGCCUGCAGUGAACUCUCCUGGCUUUAAGAUGCCCUUGGACUUCCUGCUCAAGGCUGGAGGGGCGUCAUGCACUCACUACCACCCCUCCCCCACGAACAUAAGGCUUCCCCCCUCCCCCAGCCCCACACUGUCCCAGGGCCCAACAUCUAGAGCUCAGACCUGGUCUUGGACAGGUGGACGGGGUGGGGGUAGGGGCUUCCAGCAGCCCUGAGUGUCCCACAGGGGUGACAAGAGCAUCACGCUAAACCCCGUCCCCAUGUCCAAACAAGAUCUAUGGUCAUGUGAGAGAGAAAAAUAGCCCAUUAAAGCCAAGUGAAGAAGCA
Messenger RNA from Echinops telfairi (small Madagascar hedgehog), 2178 nucleotides. RefSeq names its product angiopoietin 4 (gene ANGPT4). Gene Ontology annotation, molecular function: receptor tyrosine kinase binding. The coding region runs from base 38 to 1516 and encodes 492 amino acids. The record is from RefSeq and is a predicted model, not a curated record. NCBI's taxonomy places the organism in Eukaryota, Metazoa, Chordata, Mammalia, Afrosoricida, Tenrecidae. Gene Ontology annotation, biological process: signal transduction. The transcript is spliced from 9 exons.